Onychomys torridus (southern grasshopper mouse) is the source of this 3466-nucleotide messenger RNA. RefSeq names its product solute carrier family 10 member 7 (gene Slc10a7). The record is from RefSeq and is a predicted model, not a curated record. The transcript has 12 exons. The coding region runs from base 228 to 1250 and encodes 340 amino acids. Gene Ontology annotation, cellular component: plasma membrane. NCBI's taxonomy places the organism in Eukaryota, Metazoa, Chordata, Mammalia, Rodentia, Cricetidae.
GGCGCUCAGUGAGGCUUUCCUGUCACUGGAUACUACUACUCCCAGCCCGCCUCGGAGCCGCCCGAGCCAGCCCUCCGGUCUUUAGUUUACGAGUGGCAGUUUGACUUGCUCUGCUGCAUGUCUAGAGGGACCGAGGAAAGUGUGGAGACGCCCCGGGGAUUCAGGGAUCGCAGCUUGGAAAGCAAGCCGGCCAAACAAAUAAACAAAACCCACCCACCCUAACAAAUAUGAGGCUGCUGGAGAGGGCGAGGAAGGAGUGGUUCAUGGUCGGGAUAGUGGUGGCGAUCGGCGCCGCUAAGCUGGAGCCGUCGGUCGGAGUGAACGGGGGACCACUGAAGCCAGAGAUAACUGUGUCCUACAUCGCCGUCGCAACGAUAUUCUUUAACAGUGGACUGUCAUUAAAAACAGAGGAGCUGACCAGUGCAUUGGUGCAUUUGAAACUGCAUCUUUUCAUCCAGAUCUUCACACUUGCCUUCUUCCCAGCAACCAUCUGGCUCUUCCUUCAGCUUUUAUCGGUCACAUCCAUCAAUGAAUGGCUUUUAAAAGGUCUGCAGACAGUAGGUUGCAUGCCUCCCCCUGUGUCUUCUGCUGUGAUUUUAACCAAGGCAGUUGGUGGAAAUGAGGCAGCUGCAAUAUUUAAUUCAGCAUUUGGAAGUUUUUUGGGCAUCGUUGUGACACCGUUGCUACUACUGCUUUUUCUCGGCUCAUCCUCUUCUGUGCCUUUUACAUCCAUUUUCUCUCAGCUUUUUGUGACGGUUGUGGUGCCUCUCGUUAUCGGACAGAUCGUCCGCAGAUACAUCAAGGACUGGCUGGAAAGAAAGAAGCCCCCUUUCGGCGCAGUCAGCAGCAGUGUGCUGCUCAUGAUCAUCUACACCACCUUCUGCGACACGUUCUCCAACCCACAUAUCGACCUGGAUAAAUUCAGCUUGGUCCUCAUACUGUUCAUAAUAGUCUCCAUUCAGCUGAGUUUCAUGCUUUUGACCUUCAUCUUUUCUACACGGAAUAACUCGGGUUUCACACCAGCGGACACAGUGGCUAUCAUUUUCUGCUCCACACACAAGUCCCUCACGUUGGGGAUUCCAAUGCUGAAGAUAGUGUUCGCAGGCCAUGAGCAUCUCUCAUUAAUAUCUGUGCCCUUGCUCAUCUACCACCCAGCUCAGAUCCUUCUGGGAAGUGUGCUAGUGCCAACAAUAAAGUCCUGGAUGGUGUCAAGGCAGAAGGGAGUAAAGUUGACGAGGCCGACUGUGUGACUCAGGAGGCGCCUUCCUGGAGCGUGUAUGUAUGUACAGCUUCCUGGAGCGUGUGUGUAUGUACAGGCUGUCCGUGCAGGCCAUUCUGAACACCCGGCCUUGUGAAUGUUGCUUUGAUGCCUAUUUUAUUUUUUUACAGAAAAAUAUGAUACACCUGUUUAAGUGCCUUAAAUGUUCUUGACAUGCUCUGCUGGCGACUGCCGUGGGUGGACAGUAUUCUGGUCUUAUUUUUUUUUUUUUUCCUUAAUGCAGAAAAAGGGUUUUGUAAGGAACAAAAGCUAACAGGUUUUCUUUGUACUGCCUUUUGUGCACAACAACUCUGUGAUCAUUAUUGUAACGUUUGAAAUGGGGUCACACCAUACAGAAGCCAUCCGCCUGGUGACGGGGAAGAUGCUGCAGUCUCGGUUGCACACUUUGAUUCGCCGUGCGCUUCUUUGUUUCUGUGACUGUGACAUGCCUCUUCCUCAUCAACUCAGCAGGGGUCAGAGAUGGGCGAGAUGCUGAGAAGCACGAGGUACCUCAUUCCUCGACGUCGUCUUCUCUAGACAUCUCUUCAAUUAGUCCCCGCACACUCGGGAGACACCUGUGGGGGGAAUAGCUUAAAUUUAUAGUGAGCUGCUCCAAAGGAAGGCCUGAUGUGAGUGCCAAGGUAACACAGAGUGUGGUUUGGGAGGUUUUCAGUCUCUCUGUGCUUUUCCUCCUUCUUCCUUCAUUCCUUUGUUCCUCAUUUCACCCGCACACUCACAAACGACCCAGGAGAGCAGCAACAGCUCACAGUGGGUUGUGUCCCCAUUGCACAGCUAGGACCAAGUGCUAUUCCUGUUCCACAGUUCCAAAUCGCUCCUGUUGGCAAGACGCAGCCUGUUACACCCUUUAAGUAAGCACACUUAAGACAUUUGAGACAGUUUAUGAAUGAGAGCGUCCGUCACUCACUUGACAAAUCUUUGCAGCAUCUCUUAAGAAAUCAAAUCAUAUUGCCCUUAGGAGUCAAAGAAAACAUAAGGUCAUGGACGUGAGCGAAUGUUACAUGCCCACACUGCCUAGUCAGGUGGAAAGAGGGGCCAGCACAGAAGGCCCAAGACCAUCCAUUAACCAAGCUGUCAAACAACGAGUCCUGGAACUGGGCAUCAGCUUUCAAAGGAAUAUCUGAUAUGGCCUUCAGUGGCCAGAAGAACUUCAUUUAAGCUGGACCCCAGUAGAAAAUAAGCAAUGUACUAGAUGGUGGAAAUGCCAUUCUUGUGUUUCCUUAACACUUAAUACUUUAUUGAUUUAACAGACAAAUGGCAUCGUGGGUCUCACUAAGGGCCUGCUCUCCUCAGCAGCCGCCUUUCUUGUUGGUAGUGGUGGCUGAAGCCCCACAACGAAGCAGUCAUUCCUUCAGAAUUCACUGGGCUUGUCAUUGGUCUAGUUUACAGCAUGGCUAGCACCGGUGUUCCAGUGUUAGCACCAGGUCUUUCAUGUCAAUGUCUCAGGACCUUAGAACUGCCAUCAGAGCUCUGCCACUGGUGCCAGGCCUUGGCAGUGACUCCCCGUGGUAAGUGCGCCACUUACCUGGAGCAGAAAGGUUUCAGGUCACAUGAACACUGGUCUCCCUGCAACCUCUCUACCUCUCUUAACACCUGCAGAAGGCGUGGCUGUGGGAGAAAUUCAGCUGAAAUGCUAGGAGAGCGCUUUAUCCUUUGCUUUAAAAAGGUGUUUUGUUUUCCAGUAGUUGAUGUGUAUCAUGAGUUUGGGUGGCUUUAGUAACAUGACUGUGGUUACUUCUCUUUUUACACAAGUGGGAUAGCAUAUUUUCUCCAUGGUGAGCAAAAAAUAGAAUCAAAAUUUAUUUUAAUUCCUGCUCAUUCAAAUUUAAUUAGCAGCUUAAAAUAUUUUCCUGUUUGCACUGUCCAUCUCUGUUUUAUACAUUUGUUUGUCCAAAUGUACUUAUAAAAGAAAUACAUUAGGUUAUAUUUAUGUUUACUCAUGUUUCCACCUGGAAUUUGUUGUUUUAACAGCUGAAAUUUUAAAGAAUGGUAAUGUGGUCUUUACAUGUGUUCCAAGUUUUAAGAUUUUGUGGAUUUUUUUAAUUCUACCCUGUUCUGUUUUUAACUGACACACCUCUGGUUGACGCUCAGUGUUUAUGCUAAAUACCAAAUUUUUUCAAAGAUGGCUAAGUAAUGAAGUGGGUUAUUUAUAAUAAAUGAGAAAUAAAAAUAAUUCUAUGAUGAAACAAA